UGGGAAGCGGUCGCAAUAUCAUCCUCCCAUUCUUCUUCUCAUUGCUCGCCGGCCAUAAUCCUCUCCUCUCCUCCCCUCUUCUUCCCACUCCAUUGGAAGAUCCGCCAUCGAAAUACAACCUUUUUGGUUUCGCAGCUCGCGAAAAGAUGGAGUUUGUCGCUUCUCUCGGACCAGGUAAUCAAUCCCAAAAGUGGCGCCUUGCUCUGUAGAAGUCGACGGUGAGGAAGAUUUCGAUUUGGGCGUUUUCUUCUCGUAAAGCUGCGAUCUUUGAGCGCCUGAUAGUCCAUUACCACCAAUCCGAGCUUCAAAUUUCCACCUUGCUGAUUUUAUGGUGAUCUCCGGAGGCGAAUUGUGAAAAGCAAAAGCCCCAACUUUUCUUCGUCGCUUAAAGAUGUACCGAUCCUUUUUGUCUCCAGGCAUUCGGUACCAAUUUCUGGAGGACAGCGAAGACGGGACGUUUGCGACGCCGCCGAAGAGGUCGUAUUGGAUAGCCGCCGUCGCGAACCCUAAUGCUAGAUCCACCACCGCUCCCGCCUCGAUUACCACUUCGAUUCCGGAAACCACCUUUCCCGUUAAAUUCGAGGACUUGUACGGGUUCACCGUGGAGGGCAACAUCGACGACGUAAAUGUGCUGAACGAGGUGAGGGAGAGGGUGCGGCGGCAGGGUAGGGUUUGGUGGGAGCUGGAGGCGAGCAAGGGGGUGAAUUGGUACCUGCAGCAGCCGCAGGUUUCCUGGAAUGGAGACGGCAUUAGGGUUUCCUCUCUGAAGCUCUCCAAGCUCACCAACACCUUCAUGUUGAACAAGCUCGUCCGAAAGGGGAUACCGCCGGUGCUGCGGCCGAAGGUGUGGCUUUCUGUGUCUGGCGCCGCCAAGAAGCGAUCCACCGUGCCAGAGAGCUAUUACGAUGAACUGAUCACGGCAACACAAGGGAAGGUCACGCCCGCCAUGCGACAAAUCGAUCAUGAUCUUCCACGGACAUUUCCGACUCAUCCAUGGUUGAACAGCCCCGAAGGUCAGGCAUCUCUUCGGCGGGUGCUUGUCGGGUAUUCAUUCAGAGAUUCAGAUGUUGGUUAUUGCCAGGGUCUAAAUUAUGUAGCUGCUUUGCUGUUGCUCGUAAUGAAAACCGAAGAAGAUGCCUUUUGGAUGCUUGCAGUCCUUCUGGAAAAUGUUCUGGUUAGUGAUUGCUACAACGAUAACCUUUCGGGAUGCCAUGUGGAGCAAAGGGUUUUCAGAGAUCUCCUUGCGAAAAAGUGUCCUAGGAUAGCUGCUCAUUUGGAAGCUAUGGGAUUUGAUGUCACUAUUGUGACCACUGAAUGGUUCCUAUGCCUCUUCGCAAAAAGCUUGCCUUCCGAGACAACUUUGCGGGUCUGGGAUGUGUUGUUCAACGAGGGAGCUAAGGUCCUUUUCCAUGUCGCCUUGGCCAUCUUUAAGAUGAAUGAAGAAGUAAUAUUGAAUGCUCAACAAAUUGGAGAGGUUAUUCAUAUUCUACAAAGUACCAUCCAUCACAUGUAUGACCCUGAUGAGUUGCUAAGGGUAGCUUUCGACAAAAUUGGGUCUAUGACUAGCAACACCAUCACAAAGGAAAGGAAGAAACAAGAGCCGGCGGUCAUAGCUGAGCUUGACCAGAGACUGCGACGACUCAAUACUCUGAAGACAAACGAGUGAUCACCAUUGGCAACAUACUUUUCAUUAAUGUCGAUGGGGUUGGUCAAUGCUACUCCGGAGAUGGUGCAAGGUUUCAUCCCUAUGUGCAAAGACCAAAACAAUUGAAAUGCCAAUUGAAUUUGUGACUUGUAGUUGAAAGGUGUAAAAUUUGUUCUCCGUUGUGAAUCGAAUGAAAUGAACUUCUCACAUAUGUUGGUGUUCUGUGACAGAUAAAGAGAAGUUAUAAUUACCGAAAUUUUGUUACAAAUAUUUAAGCCUCUGAAAGAG
Molecule: messenger RNA, 1933 nt
Organism: Zingiber officinale
Lineage: Eukaryota; Viridiplantae; Streptophyta; Magnoliopsida; Zingiberales; Zingiberaceae
Product: growth hormone-regulated TBC protein 1-like
Exons: 8
Coding region: 392-1666 (424 amino acids)
Source: RefSeq, a predicted model, not a curated record